This is a messenger RNA of Plutella xylostella (diamondback moth), 1646 nucleotides long. RefSeq names its product galectin-5. Gene Ontology annotation, molecular function: carbohydrate binding; galactoside binding. The record is from RefSeq and is a predicted model, not a curated record. Lineage: Eukaryota; Metazoa; Arthropoda; Insecta; Lepidoptera; Plutellidae.
GAUUCGAUGUCGCCUCAUAUGACGCAUCCAUUACUACUGUACAGUGAAUUUACUAUUAUUUUACGUGAUUAAGUGUAGCAAUUGUGCCUAAUUCGUGUUCUCUUGCUGCUCACGAGCCGUACAAGACCAUUUAUAGUGCGUAAGAAGCCACAGGAACAGUAAAAAUGGCCUCACAACCGAUUUUCAACCCGGUGAUCCCGUGUGUGCAGCCGAUCCCCGGCGGAGCGUACCCGGGGCUCAUGAUCCGCAUCCGAGGGUCCUCCUUCCCCAAUGCUGAGAGAUUCGCCAUCAACCUCCAGUGCGGCCCCAACACGGACCCUCGCGACGACAUCGCGCUCCAUCUCAACGUGCGCUACGACCACAUGUGCAUUGUCAGGAACCACCUGGCCAGCAUGAGCUGGGGGCCCGAGGAUGUGGACGGAGCCAUGCCCAUAGCCAGGGGACAGGCUUUUGAAGCGCUUGUGUUGGUUGAACCGAGCUCGUUCAAGGUGGCGUUCAACGGCGUCCACUUCUGCCAGUUCUCGCACCGGCUGCCGUUCCAGCGAGUGAGCCACCUCACCAUCGACGGAGACGUGUCCGUGCAGAGCAUCGGGUUCGAGGGAGCCGCGCCGCCGCCGCAGUAUGCGCCGCCACAGCAACAAGGCUACUACGGCGCACCUCAACAGCCAGGAGCAUAUGGCGGAGGACAGGGCUACGAGCCUCCCCCGAUGUACACGCCGGGAGUACAAGGCAUGCCCAUGCAGCAGCAGCGCAGUGGCAUGGGCACGGGCGCCGCGGUGGGGCUCGGGGUGGGGGCCCUGGCCGCCGGGGGGCUGGCCGGGUACGCGCUGGGUGGAGGGUUCAGCAGCCACGACAGUCCUGUUGAUGAGGUUCAAGUGGCAGAGUUCGGCGGAGACGACUGGAUGGACUGAGAAGACUAGGAUCAACCAACAAGUUGCCUUACACGCUAGUUGAUAAGUAUCAAAUUCAAUUCAUUCGUAGUUAGAUAUUUGUGAAUACAAAAACUAGACAUUGGCCUUGUUCACUUAAUUCACGUUCGCACGUCUGUUUUGUGUUCAUGAAUAUGAUCAAAUUAUUUAUUAGAGUAUUGAAAGAGUAUUUACUAUAAUAUAUUAUUAUUAUGAGGCUAGCUUGCCAACGAUGAUAUAAAGUGAUGAGUAUAAUAAUUAUUAAUAAUGUUAAUGUUGUGCAAAUAUUGCAAAUACUUAUUGCAUGAAGUCAUUGUAUAAAAUAUUUUUAUUAUAAUACUAUGAUCAAAAUAUUUAAAAUUGUGCUUAAGUGUGAUUUUUCUAAGUGGUCUGUGGGUAAGUCUGCAAUGUCGUGUUUCAAUGUUAUUUUUAAUUCAUGAAAAUUUUAAUUCUUGUGCAUUUGCCAACAAGCUGAUAAAAUAAAUCUCGAACUUAGAUAGGUAAAUAGUAGCUAGUAGUAAGCACGUUAUGCCGUUGCUCUUUUAAAGUAGUACAAUUUAUUUACACGUUUUAAGCAAACAAAAUAUCGAAGAUAAUUAAUAAUUUGUUAAUAUUAUUAUUACGUAUAAAUUAUUAGCAAACCUUGCAUGAUACCAAUUAUUAUACAGAGUGUUUUAAUUAUUAACAAGAACCGUAAAACAUAAUGAUGUCGUUGAAAUAUACGAAAAAUUAAGUGUU